Molecule: messenger RNA, 1230 nt
Organism: Lethenteron reissneri (Far Eastern brook lamprey)
Lineage: Eukaryota; Metazoa; Chordata; Hyperoartia; Petromyzontiformes; Petromyzontidae
Cellular component (GO): extracellular region
Molecular function (GO): hormone activity
Source: RefSeq, a predicted model, not a curated record
AUGGGGCUGCACUUGUGCGUGUUAAUGUUGUUGGUGGGAGCGAUGUUGGAUGAGGCGGCGUCGGAACUCCCAAUUCCGCACCAGAAGCAGAUGGAUCCCGUGAUCCCUCCAAGGAUACUGCGUGGCAAAAUAAACUCCUCAAUCAAAGGCGAUGGAUCUAAAAGUGAAUAUGGAAUCGGUCCAAGCGAAACACAAGCACACAUCUUGCGCUCAGCGGUUAAACGAGGAACGAUUGCAAGUGAUACACAGGCUCCAGUCUUCACCGUGGAACUCAGGAACAAAAUGAACCGUGCAACACAAAUCCCAACAUUGGCCGCAGGAAGAGACGGUAUCAAAAUGAGUACUAAACCAUCCUCUCCUCAAGCUACUGCAUUCAAUUUCACCUCCAAACCAGUGAAAUCUGGAAUGCCUCCCAAAUUUACGAAUGUUUCUGCCAAAGCAAAUCUUCACAAAGGCGUAAAUGAUACCACUCGAGCCUCUGUGUAUAAAACACCUCUGAGGGCGUUAUUAAACAGCGGAGGCUUUCACGCAUUGGCCGCAUCUCACCGGUCACCCAAGGCCAAUGAAUUCGAGGUGGCAGACAUAGACACAAAAUUCAAAAUCUCCAAACACAAAGAUGAAUACGAGCGCCCCAUUAUAGCAAACGAUCACGGGGCUCACGGCGAGAAGGAAUAUGCUGGCAAAUCUAAUCAAAAGGCAACGUCUCGGAGCGACGCUCGCCCUUUGGCAGCGGCUUCGCGCGUGCCGGUGCUUGGAGGUGGCGGCAGGGGGCGCCAGCGCUCCGCUGAGCGGCCGCUCCACGCGGAUCGCGAGAGCAGCCAGGGCCCCAGCCACGACCCGACGCUGCACUGGUCCCAGCUCAUCUUGGAUUUCCUGAAAUACCAACGGCGCUUUCGCGGCCGAACCCGCAAAGGGUCGCGGAUGGACGGCGGCGGGCGGUUGGGCCGACGCCACGAGGAGCCCGACGGCACAGCGCGCCGGCAGCUCGGCGGCCCGGGCGGCCACGCGGUGGUGUCGCGAGCGUCGCUUCGACGGCGAGAGCACGAGGCGAGCUGGGAGCGCACCGCCUUGCCGAGGCAAGCGUCGAGGGAAAUCGGCCGCGUGAAUCGCAGGGCGCUGCAGGAGGACCGGAAAGCGCGCAAGAAAGGUCGGGAGGCCAGAAAGGGGCGAAACGGUUGCUUUGGGUUGAAGAUCGACCGCAUCGGAACGUCGACACGACUCGGAUGCUAA